Molecule: messenger RNA, 2764 nt
Organism: Morone saxatilis (striped sea-bass)
Lineage: Eukaryota; Metazoa; Chordata; Actinopteri; Moronidae
Gene: arsj
Product: arylsulfatase family, member J
Exons: 2
Coding region: 468-2177 (569 amino acids)
Source: RefSeq, a predicted model, not a curated record
AGAAAGACAUCCAGCGUUUGCGUUCAGUCCUCAGUGAGCUCUCAGCUGUCUGACAGGAUGGAGGACAUCUGCGGUGGACUCCCCGCACCGGCUGCUUCACUGUCCCUCUGUUCUCUGGAGCUUCUGCGCGUCUUCUGACGAAAACCACACAGUGAGGUUGGAUGAGGCAAACCUCCGUGUGCUUUUAAUGGACAGUUAGUUUUUAUACUUGUGCAGGUUUGCAGUGUGCAAAGUGUGCUGUAAUAGUCAGCUGUCAGGAGAUGCAUUCGCUUUCCACGUGGAUUCACCUCUGAUUUUCUUUUCCCACAAUCCGACAAAGCUGUCAGUGGACUGUGGUUGGAGGAGAGUGCUGAACGCGAUGCGGACCCGAUCCCCGAGUGCUGCUGCGCCCCCUGAACAUGUGCAACACGUUACCGGCCGCACACGCCGUCAGUAACCGCGCCUGGAGCCCUGAAUCCGGCUGAAACAUGUUCCUGCUGUGGGUCCCGGUGACUUUGUUCCUCAGCUUCAUCGUGUCUCAGACGUGGAGCGUUCAGUUGUCGUGGGAAAACUGGCACGCCGAGUCGCGCAACCGAGGGAAUGAGUUCCACAAGCCGAGCUCUCAGCCGCACAUCGUCUUUAUCCUGGUGGAUGACCAAGGCUUCCGGGAUGUUGGGUACCACGGCUCAGAGAUCAAGACCCCGACUCUGGACCGGCUGGCAGCGCAGGGAGUCAAACUGGAGAAUUACUAUGUGCAGCCGCUCUGCAGCCCGUCCAGGAGCCAGCUCAUGACCGGCAGGUAUCAGAUCCACACAGGCCUUCAGCACUCCAUCAUCCGAGCUACCCAGCCAAACUGCCUACCCCUGGAAAAUGUCACACUGCCCCUGAAGCUCAAGCAAGCAGGCUACUCCACCCACAUGGUGGGCAAGUGGCACCUGGGCUUCUACAAGCGUGGCUGCCUGCCCACCCAGCGUGGCUUUGACUCUUUCUUUGGCUCCCUGCUAGGGAGUGGGGACUACUACAGCCACUAUAAAUGUGAAGGGCCUGGUAUGUGUGGCUACGAUUUGUACGAAGGGGAAGAGGCAGCUUGGGAACAGGACCGUGGCUUGUACUCAACUGUGAUGUUUACUCGAAAGGCUAUCAAUAUCUUAGCCAAUCACAACCCUCGCUCACAACCCUUGUUUCUCUACUUAGCCUAUCAGGCAGUUCAUUCCCCACUGCAGGUUCCCGCUCGCUACCUUGAGCGCUACAAGGGUAUUCCAAACCUGCAUCGUCGUAAAUAUGCCGCCAUGGUGUCCUGUCUGGACGAAGCUAUCCACAACCUCACGUUAGCGCUAAAACGCUACGGUUAUUAUGACAACACAGUUAUAGUGUACUCCUCAGAUAACGGGGGCCAGCCAUUAGCAGGUGGAAGCAACUGGCCCUUGAGGGGGAGUAAAGCCACCUACUGGGAAGGUGGGAUUAGGGCGGUGGGCUUUGUUCACAGUCCCCUUUUGGUAAACAAAGGAACAAAAUGUCGAUCUUUGGUCCACAUCACUGACUGGUUCCCCACACUAGUGACACUGGGUGAAGGGACUUUAGACGAAGAUCUAAAUCUGGAUGGAUAUGACGUCUGGGAGGCUAUCAGUGAAGGCCGUCCAUCUCCUCGUCAGGACAUUCUUCAUAACAUUGACCCAAUCUACAUAAAAGCCAAAAAUGGCUCAUGGAAGGCUGGGUACGGCAUAUGGAACACGGCCAUCCAGGCGGCGCUCCGGGUGGGCCACUGGAAGCUCCUGACGGGGGUCCCCGGCUACAGCGACUGGGUCCCCCCACAGACCUUCUCCAACCAACAGCUAAUGAAUCGUUGGCAUAAUGAGCGCGUCCGUUGGGACCGUGGUAAGUCCAUCUGGCUGUUCAACAUCACAGCUGACCCUUACGAGAGAGUGGACUUGUCUCAGCGCUACCCUCACAUAGUGAAGAAGAUGCUAAUGCGGCUAGCACAGUACAACAAGACAGCAGUGCCGGUACGCUACCCGGCUAAAGACCUGCGCUCUAAUCCUCAGUACAAUGGGGGAGUGUGGGGGCCCUGGUACAAAGACGAGAGGGAGGAGCAAGAAAUGGAUGAGAGAUACAAUAACCUGUUCACCAACCAUCUUGGAAAAAGGCGAUGGAAAAAGAAAUCAAAGAACAGAAAGCUCAAAAGGAGGGUACAAGAGUAGCCAGCCAUUUGUGAAAGACUUUGGUUGCCUUUUCUCAGGGAUCGACACUUCCUGUUUCAGGAUUGUCCUCUUCAGAACUCCAGUUAGUUUUAACUUGACUCCAGUACAUACUGUAUGAAAAACAAUGUGGAUGGACCUUUGAAAUGCCUCAAGAGAAUAAGAAAAAGAUCCACUUGUUCAAACACUACUGUCAUGCCCAGACACAACUGAGACCUCAUGUUAAUGUUACGGGCAUUUAAAGAAUGUUUAUUUUUCUAGAUUGUGUUGCAUGCUUGAACUGUUGUCACCUUUUGGAUUGUUCUGUUGAUUCAUGUUUCACUUAGAGUAGAAAAUAAAUCUUCUUAGACAGUUGCCAUAAAUUUUGGUGACAGAGAAAUAAAGUAAGACAUAGUUCUAUUAUGUUGUUGAUUGCAGCGAAACAGUAUCGUGGAAACAGAUGUAGGAUUUACAUGAUGUGUGAGUUGAUGUACGUUGCUUUUAUAAGCAGUCAGUCUGAGCUUUAGAAUAAUAGAUUUCGUUCCCUCUUUAAGAUGAUGUCUGGUCUGGCACCAGGCCAAACUGAAUGUAAGACAAACUAACAAAAUAAA